AUGAUGUCUUAUCUUAAGCAACCACCUUAUGCAGUCAAUGGCCUGAGUCUCACAACCUCGGGCAUGGAUUUGUUGCAUCCGUCCGUCGGUUAUCCCGGUAAGCCACGGUCUCUGGCUCCUUUCGCAGCCACCCCGCGAAAGCAGCGGCGGGAGCGCACGACCUUCACCCGGGCGCAGCUGGAUGUGCUGGAGGCUCUUUUCGCCAAGACGCGCUACCCCGACAUCUUCAUGCGGGAGGAGGUGGCCCUGAAAAUCAACCUGCCCGAGUCCAGAGUGCAGGUGUGGUUUAAAAACCGCCGAGCCAAGUGCCGGCAGCAGCAGCAGCAGCAGCAGAACGGGGGCCAGAACAAGGUACGGCCGGCUAAAAAGAAGAAUUCGCCAGCUCGGGAAGUGAGUUCGGAGAGUGGGACCAGCGGGCAGUUCACUCCCCCCUCCAGCACCUCAGUCCCCACCAUUUCCAGCAGCAGUGCCCCCGUGUCCAUCUGGAGCCCAGCGUCCAUCUCCCCGCUCUCAGACCCCCUGUCCACCUCUUCCUCCUGCAUGCAGAGAUCCUAUCCCAUGACCUACACCCAGGCAUCAGGCUACAGCCAAGGAUACGCUGGAUCGACCUCCUAUUUCGGAGGGAUGGACUGUGGAUCUUACUUGACCCCUAUGCACCACCAGCUCCCUGGGCCGGGGGCCGCCCUGAGUCCCAUGGGUGCCAACGCGGUCACCAGCCACCUCAACCAGUCUCCAGCCUCCCUCUCCACCCAGGGCUAUGGAGCCUCCAGUUUGGGCUUUAACUCCACCACCGAUUGCUUGGAUUAUAAAGACCAAACCGCCUCCUGGAAGUUAAACUUCAAUGCUGACUGCUUGGAUUAUAAGGACCAGACAUCAUCAUGGAAGUUCCAGGUUUUGUGA
Cinclus cinclus is the source of this 900-nucleotide messenger RNA. RefSeq names its product orthodenticle homeobox 2 (gene OTX2). Gene Ontology annotation, biological process: multicellular organism development; regulation of transcription by RNA polymerase II. The coding region runs from base 1 to 900 and encodes 299 amino acids. The transcript has 3 exons. Lineage: Eukaryota; Metazoa; Chordata; Aves; Passeriformes; Cinclidae. Gene Ontology annotation, molecular function: RNA polymerase II cis-regulatory region sequence-specific DNA binding; DNA-binding transcription factor activity, RNA polymerase II-specific. The record is from RefSeq and is a predicted model, not a curated record. Gene Ontology annotation, cellular component: nucleus.